CACAUGAUCUCUCAUUCUCUUCCUCAAAAUCCGACAUUCAAAUUCACUGUAUAAACAAAUUCGAAAACUUUCUCUCUGCUUUGGUUAGAUUCCUUCGCAAACUGAAGAAUUAGCAAAACUGUAGCGAAGUUGUUUUGCAUUGUUUAUGGGUUUUUAGUAAUAAUCGAACUCCAAAGAACACUUCCAACCUCAAGGCUUACCGAAGAUUAUGACUCAAACUCAUAUUGUAAUCAAAGCAUUCGUGUUAGAAAGACAGCUAAAAUGAUGAAACUAGUUUCUCUCUGUGACAUUAGUAAUGGGUUUGUGCCCAAAACGUCAACUGAUUUGUUUGUGAAACCAAGAAUCAGAAAGCUUCCCAGAGGAGAUAUAAUCACAAGGCUACGGGUGUUUGAUUCGAAUGCACGGGAGAAUCUGAAUGCUAAAAGAACAAGAAUAAACUUUAGUGUUGGGCCAGUCUUUUGCAAGACUUAUGAAGAAGAGGAAAUUCCCAAAGCAAAAUUGAUAUGGAGAGCAAUCAAACUACCCAUUUACUCUGUCGCUUUGGUUCCUCUCACCGUUGGUGCUUCAGCGGCCUAUUUGGAGACUGGUUUAGUCCUAGUUAGACGUUAUGCUACUCUAAUGCUCUCAUCAGUACUUAUCAUUACUUGGCUCAACUUAAGCAAUGAUGUUUAUGAUUUUGAUACCGGAGCUGAUAAGAACAAAAGGGAAUCCGUAGUGAAUAUGGUUGGAAGCCGGGCAGGAACCUUUGCAGCUGCAAUCACAACUCUUGUGCUCGGUGUUUCUGGUUUAAUUUGGAUAUCUUGGACAGCAAGUAAUAUCCGUGCAAUACUAUUGCUUGCCUCAGCUAUAUUAUGCGGCUAUAUAUACCAGUGUCCGCCAUUUCGGUUAAGUUACCAAGGAUUAGGAGAGCCUCUAUGCUUUGCAGCAUUUGGUCCAUUUGCAACUACUGCCUUUUAUUUACUUCUUGGUGGUGGCUCAAGCGAGAUGAGGCAUCUUCCAUUGAGCAGUAGGGUUCUUUCAUCGUCUCUCCUUGUUGGUUUUACCACAUCUCUCAUCCUUUUCUGCAGCCAUUUUCAUCAGGUUGAAGGAGAUUUAGCUGUGGGGAAAUUUUCACCUCUGGUCCGGUUAGGGACUGAAAAAGGAGCUUUUGUUGUGAGAUGGGCUAUUCGUUUGCUCUAUUUUAUGCUUCUUGUUCUUGGUUUAACCAAGAUUUUGCCAGUAACUUGCACAUUACUGUGUUUUCUGACAUUGCCAGUUGGGAAUUUAGUGUCAAGCUAUGUCGAAAACCACCACAAGGAGGAUGAGAAGAUAUUCAUGGCUAAGUAUUAUUGUGUAAGACUCCACGCUUUCUUUGGAGCUGCUUUGUCGUUGGGACUCGUUAUCGCUCGCUAGAUUUCACUUCGUUGUGUGUCUUUUGCCUUGUGUUGCAUCUCAAAUUGUUUAUUUCAUUUUUAUGCUAAAAUCAAACAGUUUUUAAAACUAGAAAGAUAUUCGUUAAUUAACACAUUAACA
Messenger RNA from Brassica napus (rape), 1512 nucleotides. Its product is annotated as 2-carboxy-1,4-naphthoquinone phytyltransferase, chloroplastic-like. NCBI's taxonomy places the organism in Eukaryota, Viridiplantae, Streptophyta, Magnoliopsida, Brassicales, Brassicaceae. The transcript has 12 exons. Gene Ontology annotation, biological process: phylloquinone biosynthetic process. Gene Ontology annotation, cellular component: membrane. The coding region runs from base 262 to 1392 and encodes 376 amino acids. Gene Ontology annotation, molecular function: prenyltransferase activity. The record is from RefSeq and is a predicted model, not a curated record.